GGUAUUGAGAACAUCCUCAGGAGGAGGAACCAAGAUUUUUCUAUUUGCAUAACAUCACUUCCCUACCAGCGUCAAAGCAAACACGCUCCAGAAGGUGUAAAUGACACUAAUCGAGAAACGGCGCAAUGUUUUGGAUGAAAACGUACCCUUAGAUUUGGUCGAUAGCUGCCAUUUCGGGUUAUUCGACCAUACACGAACGAUUCAAGAAGUCCAAACGAAGUGCGCAUUCAAUUCUAAAAUCUUACAGUCAUCACUUUGAAGAAGAUAUAUGCAUAGACAGUGAUAAAAGACGUGCUGUGACUUCAGCUUGACCAUUGAGCGUUCCAGUUUCAUCUGUGGAAGACGUUUUGCUCUAGAGUGUUGAACCCACUACGUGAUAUGGAGAGACAACACUGUUGAAAUAAAUACCGGCAUUUUCUUUUUCCUGACCUAAACACAAAUCAUGGAAAGCUGACGGCGAGGACCUUGAGUGACACCCUUUGCCAGGGAAGAAAACCCUCUCUUUACAGAGUCAAGGACGCUAAGACUCCAUAUCAGACUCUUCCUUCAUCUGCAAAUCAGCUGACCUAAGAGCUGUCAUGGCGGCGUACGGACAGACCCAGUACAGUCCAGCCCUCCAGCCUGCGGGACCCUACACACCGUAUACAUACCACACCCAGGGCUACAGCAUGCCCUCAUACAACAUUAAGACAGAAGAUGGCCUCGGCCACUCUCCAGGACAGAACAGUCUGCUGAGCUACUCCAACUUCAGCAGCACUCCCCCAAGCCAGGGCCUCUACAGCUACUCCACACACGGUAGCAGUAUUUCUUCUGGGAUUUUCCAGGGAGCCAACCCCAUCACAGGCUCAACUCCAUUCAACCCCACACAACAGGACUUCUCAGCGUACUCUAGCUACAGCCAAAGCCAGUACUCGCCAUACUACAACACACACUACAACACCCCGUACCUCGCAAGCAGCAACAUCAGCCCUAGCGCCAUCACCACGCCCAUACCCUAUCAGCAUCCAGAACACCCUGCCGUGGUGCCCAAUCACAGCCCUGAGUCCCACCCAGGAGAGUACCAUCCGCCCCCUAGCCCCCCCACCCCAGGGAAAGAGCCAGAGGGGGUGCCAGCCAGACGGAGCUCAGACGGGAAACUGAGGGGCAGGAAAAGAGUCAGUGACCCACAGCCCCCCCUGGACUCAGAUAUAGAGCGUGUGUUUGUGUGGGACCUUGACGAGACCAUCAUAAUUUUCCACUCUUUGCUCACAGGGAGCUUCUCCACGCGAUUUGGCAAGGACUCAUCCAAGGCAGUGUCGCUGGGGCUGUGGAUGGAGGAAAUGAUCUUCAACUUGGCCGACUCACGGCUAUUUUUCAACGACCUGGAGGAAUGUGACCAAGUUCAUAUUGAUGACGUGGCGUCAGACGACAAUGGGCAGGACUUGAGCAUGUAUAACUUUGGCACGGACGGUUUCCAGAGCCCUGCGGGUGCCGGCACUCUGUGCCUGGGCUCAGGUGUCCAUGGUGGGGUGGACUGGAUGAGGAAACUAGCCUUCCGCUACCGGAGAGUAAAGGAGAUCUACAACACAUACAAGAACAACGUGGGAGGUUUGGUGGGCAGUCCCAAGCGGGAGGAAUGGCUGCAGCUGCGGAGGGAGAUGGAGGUCCUGACAGAUCUGUGGCUGACCCAGGCUGUCAAGGCCCUGGCCCUCAUUAACUCCAGACCAAACUGUGUGAAUGUGCUGGUGACCACCACCCAGCUGAUCCCAGCCCUGUCCAAGGUCCUGCUCUACGGUCUGGGCUCAGCGUUCCCCAUAGAGAACAUCUACAGUGCCACCAAGACAGGGAAAGAGAGCUGCUUUGAGCGUGUGGCCCAGAGGUUCGGCCGGCGAGCAGUGUACGUGGUCAUAGGGGACGGAGUGGAGGAAGAGUCUGUAGCCAAGAAGAAGAACAUGCCUUUCUGGAGAGUGUCAUGUCGGCCUGACCUCGAGGCUCUAAGUCAUGCACUGGAGCUGGACUACCUCUAGUGGGCGCUAUAACAAUCCCAUCAUGCCUUUAGCCAGUUCCUGCCUGGUGAUGCCGCUUCCUGUCCAAUGGACCAAUUGGGUUGAGGGCGGCGACGAUUCACCACCACACAAAAGCAAAGAAUGACGGGCCAAUCUUUGUAUCAGCAGGGAAUCGCAAUUGUUACUGGAAAUUUUACAUGUGCUUUCACACGUUCACACAGGGACUUUUACAUGUGAAAGGUAUCCCACUUUGGAACUUUAGAGCGUUGCACUGAAAAUAAUGACCAAGGUCAGGGAUGGGCAACUGGUGGCCUCAGCAGUUUCUCUUGUUAUGUCAAUUAGCCCAUAUCAGCUAAAAUGUUUUAGAUUGGUAAGUUUGUCUAGCGGUCAGCUAUCUAAACCAGCAAUCAUGGUUGAAUUACCGGCCCGGGGGCCACCAUUGAUUUUGUUAGUCAGUCUCACUCAGAUAUCAUAUUAAAUACUGCAAACAUUUCUCUCCAGCCUAUGGCAAAAUGUGUAGAAUUACAAAAAUGUUGCUGUAAAACAGCAAAUGUUCUUCUCCGUCCAUGGCAAAAUGAGUAGAAUUGCAGGAAAUGUUACAAAAUCGCUAAAUCUUCUUUCCGCCCCAUGGCAAAAUGUGUAGAAUUGCAGGAAAUGUGUUGCAAAAUUGCUAAAUCUUCUUUCCGCCUCAUGGCAAAAUGUGUAGAAUUGUAGCAAACUUUCUUUAAAGCUCCACAUUUUCUCUACACCCCAUGGAAAAAUGUGUAGAAUUGCAUGAAAUUAACUAUAAAACGUUAAAACAAUGUCUCUCCGCUGUCAAGAGGAGGGCUGCUAAAAUGCUUUGCUAUCAAUGUGGUUGGUGUGACCCUCAAGCAACUACCAUCCCUCAUAAUGAGUUCAGUUUUUUGUCCCCCCCAGACCCAUCAAAGUUGCAAAUGCCUGACCUAGGUGAUCUACAGUUGAAGUCGGAAGUUAACAUACACCUUAGCCAAAUACAUUUAAACUCUGUUUUUCACCAUUCCUGACAAUUAAUCCUUGUAAAAAAUCACCGUCUUAGGUCAGUUAGGAUCACCACAUUAUUUUAAGAAUGUGAAAUGUCAGAAUAAUAGUAGAGAGAAAGAAAAAAAAAAAUCAGCAUUUAUUUCUUUCAUCACAUUCCCAGUGGGUCAGAAGUUUACAUACACUCAAUUAGUAUUUGGUAGCAUUGCCUUUAAAUUGUUUAACUUUGGUCAAACGUUUCGGGUAGACUUCCACAAGCUUCCCACAAUAAGUUGGGUGAAUUUUGGCCCAUUCUUCCUGACAGAGCUGCUGUAACUGAGUCAGGUUUGUAGGCCUCCUUGCUCGCACACGCUUUUUCAGUUCUGCCCACAAAUUUUCUAUAGGUUUAAGGUCAGUGCUUUGUGAUGGCCACUCCAAUACCUUGACUUUGUUGUCCUUAAGCCAUUUUGCCACACCUUUGGAAGUAUGCUUGGGGUCAUUGUCCAUUUGGAAGACUCAUUUGCGACCAAGCUUUAACUUCCUGACUGAUGUUUUGAGAUGUUGCUUCAAUAUAUCCACAUAAUUUUCCUCCCUCAUGAUGCCAUCUAUUUUGUGACGUGCACCAGUCCCUCCUGCAGCAAAGCACCCCCACAACAUGAUGCUGCCACCCCUGUGCUUCACGGUUGGGAUGGUGUUCUUCGGCUUGCAAGCCUCCCUCUUUUCCUCCAAACAUAACGAUGGUCAUGAUGGCCAAACAGUUCUAUUUUUGUUUCAUCAGACCAGAGGACAUUUCUAGAAAAAAUACGAUCUUAGUCCCCAUGUGCAGUUGCAACCCGUAGUCUGGCUUUUUUAUUGGUGGUUUUGGAGCAGUGGCUUUCUUCCUUGCUGAGCGGCCUUUCAGGUUAUGUCGAUAUAGGACACGUUUUACUGUGGAUAUAGAUACUUUUGUACCUGUUUCCUCCAGCAUCUUCACAAGGUCCUUUGCUGUUGUUCUGGGAUGGAUUUGCACUUUUUGCACCAAAGGACGUUCAUCUCUAGGAGACAGAACGCAUGUCCUUCCUGAGCGGUCUGACGGCUGCGUGGUUCCAUGGUGUUUAUACUUGCGUACUAUAGUUUGUACAGAUGAACGCGGUACCUUCAGGAGUUUGGAAAUUGCUCCCAAGGAUUUUUUUGGCUGAUUUCUUUUGAUUUUCCCAUGAUGUCAAGCAAAGAGGCACUGAGUUUGAAGGUAGGCCUUGAAAUACAUCCAUAGGUACACUUCCAAUUGACUCAAAUUAUGCAUAUUAGCCUAUCAGAAGCUUCUAAAGUCAUGACAUUUUCUGGAAUUUUCCAAGCUGUUUAAAGGCACUGUCAACUUAGUGUAUGUAAACUUCUGACCCACUGGAAUUGUGAAACAGUGAAUUAUAAGUGAAAUAUUCUGUCUGUAAACAAUUGUUGGAAGAAUCACUUGUGUCAUGCACAAAGUAGAUGUCCUAACUGACUUGCCAAAACUAUAGUUUGUUAACAAGAAAUUUGUGGUUGAAAAACGAGUUUUAAUCACUCCAACCUAAGUUGAUGUAAACUUCCGACUUCAACUGUAAGUGCAUUUAGUCCUUACGUGGGGGAUGAUUAGUUUAUUUUUUUGUUGUGUGCUCACUUUUCUUAUUAGGAAUGGGAUAGAGGAAAUUGUUAAGAUAAGAGACCUUCUAGUAGACACUACCAGCAAGUUAUUAAAGAUAAAUCCUACCUUGACUUGAUCUUUUCACAUGGCUUUUUUGAUAUAUUGUACAUUUCUAUUACAACUAUGGCCCCAAUAGUAGCUGUCUCAUUCAGCAGGUUAUUGAUUCAUUCAUAGUCUAAAUAUUUAUAUUUUUUUACCUAUAAUUUGUGACCUAUGGUAUUUAUUGAUCAGUUCAGUUAUGCCUGAUCAAAAUGAUAUUGUAGAUGAAAAUACAAAAAUCAGUCAAGUGUCCAAUCACAAAAUUAUGAGCUGAGACCCAAAAGAAAGAAAUGGGAGAGGAUUUUCGCAAAACCUACCAGCGACAAUUAUCCAAAAAUGAAGAUGGAGAUAGCAACCAUUUUCUGAUUUUACCAUACCAUUUGAUUUAAAGUCCAUUGACCCAUGAUAUGUCAUAAAUCAAUGAAUUUAAUAUUCUAUUGAUUUGCAACAAACACUUAUGCAGUCAAUCUAAACCGGACAAAUUACUUCCAAUCCAACCGGAGAUGACUGUUUAAUGUUAUCUAAUAUACCAAAGAUUAAUACUCAAAUAUCUUAUCCAUUCCAUGCCAUUCUUUGAAAAAAAAGUGGUAAAAGCCAACUCUGCAUCCUUCAUUUGCAACUAAGCAAAGAGGUUCAGAAAGACAGACAAAAAGACAAACAGACAAAGCAACCUGACAAAGCACAAGGAAAUCAUAUACUUAACUUAAGAAAUAUAAAUUCCUUGUGAAAAGUCUUUUUAGCGUAUACGUUUGUCAUGGAGAGGACUUAGGGCUCUAUUCAAUCCGCAUCGCGGAAGUUCAGCUUUAAAGCGUGACUGAAAUUUAAAGGCAAUGUUCCUGCUUUAGCGGGGAUUGCAUUCACAAUGGGUCGGCUCAAUCGUAAAUGACCUUUACAUUUCUAUCCCAGAAUAUGUAACACUUCAGGUUUACAGAUUGAAUAGAGCACUUGGUCUGGUGAUUGAAUCUUAUUCUGUUUCUUGAAUUGAUGGGUGUACAAUUGUUAUCUUUCUCCAUGAAUGUUUAUAUAGCCUGUAUGUAAUGAAAAUGGUAUGAUUGUCUUUGGACAUGCAUGUGCCUAUUACACUGCCUGUCAGCUUAGCUAUGAUUUGUAUAUAAGGUUUUAUUGUUGAUUUGUUUUGACGGACAAUUCUAAUAGAUUAAUAAAGAUAAAUUAAUUACA
Messenger RNA from Salvelinus fontinalis (brook trout), 5841 nucleotides. RefSeq names its product eyes absent homolog 2-like. Gene Ontology annotation, molecular function: protein tyrosine phosphatase activity. The transcript is spliced from 16 exons. NCBI's taxonomy places the organism in Eukaryota, Metazoa, Chordata, Actinopteri, Salmoniformes, Salmonidae. Bases 579 to 2006 code for a protein of 475 amino acids. The record is from RefSeq and is a predicted model, not a curated record. Gene Ontology annotation, biological process: cell differentiation; negative regulation of extrinsic apoptotic signaling pathway in absence of ligand; positive regulation of DNA repair. Gene Ontology annotation, cellular component: nucleus.